Euleptes europaea (tarantolino) is the source of this 720-nucleotide messenger RNA. It is a transcript of the gene RPL13A, whose product is annotated as ribosomal protein L13a. NCBI's taxonomy places the organism in Eukaryota, Metazoa, Chordata, Lepidosauria, Squamata, Sphaerodactylidae. Gene Ontology annotation, biological process: translation; negative regulation of translation. The record is from RefSeq and is a predicted model, not a curated record. The transcript is spliced from 8 exons. Gene Ontology annotation, cellular component: ribosome; cytosolic large ribosomal subunit. Bases 69 to 680 code for a protein of 203 amino acids. Gene Ontology annotation, molecular function: structural constituent of ribosome; mRNA binding.
CGGAAAGGGCGACCCCGCGGCGUGCUCGGGGCGGAGCCUCUUUCCCGUGCGGCCGCCGAGAAGCAGCCAUGGCGGAGCCGAAGGUUUUGGUGAUUGAUGGACGUGGCCACCUGUUGGGUCGCCUGGCAGCGAUCGUGGCUAAGCAAGUCUUGCUGGGGCGCAAGGUUGUGGUCGUGCGAUGUGAAGGGAUCAACAUCUCCGGCAACUUCUACCGCAACAAAUUGAAAUACCUUUCUUUUCUGCGUAAGCGUAUGAACACCAACCCCUCCCGGGGGCCGUACCACUUCCGUGCCCCCAGCCGAAUCUUCUGGAGAACAGUGCGAGGAAUGCUCCCACACAAGACCAAACGUGGUCAGGCUGCCUUGGAGAGGCUGAAGGUGUUUGACGGCAUCCCCCCUCCCUACGACAAGCGCAAGAGGAUGGUGGCGCCAGCUGCCUUGAAAGUGGUUCGCCUCAAGCCCACUCGCAAGUUUGCUUUCUUGGGCCGCCUUGCCCACGAGGUGGGCUGGAAGUACCAGGCCAUCACAGCCACCCUAGAGGAGAAACGGAAGGAGAAGGCCAAGCUUCACUACACCAAGAAGAAGCAGCUGAUGAAACUCCGAAAGCAGGCCGAGAAAAACGUGGAGGGCAAGAUCGCAAAAUACACAGAUGUCCUGAAGCAGUACGGCAUCCUGGUUUAAAUAGCUGCCAGGCUCAUUAAACAAUAAAAAAUAGUUUACG